AUGCGGUGCUUCACGACCAACUGGGACAAGCGUGGGUUCCUGCCCGACGAAGCCCGGCAUGAGGAACACUUGGUGGCGAUUGAGCGGAGGAUGUGGUUUGUUGAGGUCGGUUCUGAUCUUCGUAAGAACAGUGCUUCUUUGACCAGUUCCUCUUCGGCGGUGCUGCCACUGCCAGCUUCCGAUGAGAUGUUGCAGGUCCUCGCGGAGGAGUUGAAUGACUUGAAGCAACGACGGGCCGCGAUGCGCGCGGCCAACCGUGCAUUGGCAAAGCAGGAGAAGAAUAUGAAAAAACGACGUGCCCGCCUGAUGCAGGCUGCCCGGCAACUCAGCCGUGACGACCUGUUACUCCUGGUGCACCAAGCGGGAGCAGGAGGCCAGGUGCCCGAUGGACGGCCCAGCAUUCACUCAUGGGGCAUUUGCGUCCGGAGGUGGUGGAGCUGCAGUGGUCGCAGCUGGUGGUGGAGAUGGCGCGGAAAGUCUUCUGUGUGA
This is a messenger RNA of Durusdinium trenchii, 489 nucleotides long. Lineage: Eukaryota; Dinophyceae; Suessiales; Symbiodiniaceae. The record is from the annotation of a GenBank genome assembly.